AGUCCAGUUCUGCCCCGGGGCGCAGAGGCAGGAGGAGUCAGUCCACCCGGAGCAGGAUGCCGGUGAUGAGAGGGCUGCUGGCCCCGCAGAACACCUUCCUGGACACUAUCGCCACGCGCUUCGAUGGCACCCACAGUAACUUCGUCCUGGGUAACGCCCAGGUGCAGACGCUCUACCCCAUCGUUUACUGCUCAGACGGAUUCUGCGAGCUCACCGGAUACGCCCGAGCCGAGCUCAUGCAGAAGAGCUGCGCCUGCCACUUCCUGUACGGCCCGGAAACCAGCGACAAGCUCACGGCGCAGAUCCAGGGAGCGCUCGACGAGAGGAAGGAGUUCAAGACGGAACUGGUCUUCUACAAGAAGGAAGGUACACAGUUCUGGUGCCUGCUGGACAUUGUACCCAUUAAAAAUGAAAAGGGGGAGGUGGUUCUGUUCCUGGUGUCCCACAAGGACAUCACGGACAAGAAGAAGAACCAGGAUCCAGAGCACGGGCCUGACACGGACGAGGAGACGGGUCUGGAGGUGCAUCAGGUCACUCGCCCUCCAGGCUUCAACACCAACCGGCGGCGCAGCAGAGCGGUGCUGUAUCACCUGUCAGGACACCUGCAGAAACAGGACAAGAGCAAACUGAAGCUCAACAAUAACAUGUUCGGAGACAAGCCUCCGAUCCCCGAGUACAAGGUGGCCGCCAUCCAGAAGUCCCGCUUCAUCCUGCUCCACUACGGCACCUUCAAGGCCGGCUGGGAUUGGUUGAUUCUGCUGGCGACCUUCUACGUGGCCGUCACCGUGCCGUACAACGUGUGCUUCACCGUGGUGGGGGGGCGGGACGAGGGGAGCAGCACCGCCCCACGGAGCCCACCCAGCGUCAGCGACAUCCUCGUGGAGAUCCUCUUUAUUUUAGACAUCCUGCUCAACUUUCGGACCACGUUUGUGAGCACGUCGGGUCAGGUGGUGUACGACGCCCGCUCCAUCUGCGUUCACUACGUCACCACCUGGCUGUUUGUGGACCUGAUCGCCGCGCUGCCCUUCGACCUUCUGUACGCCUUCAACGUCAGCGUGUACUUCGGGGUUCACCUCCUGAAGACGGUGCGCCUCCUGCGGUUGCUGCGCCUCCUGCAGAAGUUGGAGCGGUACUCCCAGUACAGCGCCGUGGUCCUGACGCUGCUCAUGUCCAUGUUCGCGCUGCUGGCCCACUGGAUGGCCUGCGUCUGGUACUUCAUCGGCCGCAAGGAGAUCGAAAGUGCUGGCUCCUGGGAUAUCGGUUGGCUCUAUGAGCUGGCUAAGCGCCUGGGGACCCCCUACUUCCUGCCCCCCCUGACGACGCUGUUCUCCGCCACCAUCAGCGGCCUCCCGGCCAACAGCAGCCAGUGGGACGUGUCGGGGUCAGAGGUCGCGGGUCAGAGCUCCUGGAACUCCAGCCAAAUGAACGCCAGCAUGCCAGGGAAUGUGUCCGUGCCGGGGACAGGCGGCAGUGGCGGCGGGGGCGGGGGCUUCGGGGUGCUGGGAGGGGGGCCCUCGAUGCGGAGCAGCUACGUCACAUCGCUGUACUUCGCCCUGAGCAGCCUCACCAGCGUGGGGUUCGGGAAUGUGUCGGCAAACACGGACUCUGAGAAGAUCUUCUCCAUCUGCACCAUGCUCAUAGGAGCGCUGAUGCACGCCGUGGUGUUUGGAAACGUGACGGCCAUCAUCCAGAGGAUGUACUCGCGCCGCUCGCUCUACCACACCCGCACCAAAGACCUGAAGGACUUCAUCCGGGUGCACCGGCUGCCCAAAGCCCUGGAGCAGCGCAUGCUCGAGUGCUUCCAGACCACCUGGUCCGUCAACAACGGGAUCGACGUCAGCGAGCUCCUGAAGGACUUCCCCGACGAGCUGCGUGCCGACAUCGCGAUGCACCUGAACAAGGAGCUGCUGCAGCUGCCUCUGUUCGAGUCGGCCAGCCGGGGCUGCCUGCGCUCGCUCUCCCUCAUCAUCCGGACCUCCUUCUGCGCCCCCGGGGAGUUCCUCAUCCGGCAGGGGGACGCCCUGCAGGCCAUCUACUUCGUCUGCUCCGGCUCCAUGGAGGUGCUGAAGGACAACACUGUGCUCGCCAUACUGGGUAAAGGCGAUCUGAUUGGCUCGGACUCCCUGACGAAGGAGCAGGUGAUUAAGACCAACGCCAACGUGAAGGCCCUGACGUACUGCGACCUGCAGUACAUCAGCCUGAAGGGGCUGCGCGAGGUGCUGCGCCUCUACCCCGAGUACGCCCAGAAGUUCAUCAGCGAGAUCCAGCACGACCUCACCUACAACCUGAGGGAGGGCCACGGCGCCGACGUGGACUGGGAGAGUAACGGCGGUCUGGUGAAGAAGCUGCCGUCGAUCCGUGAGGAUGAGGAGGGCGAUGAAGAUCAGAGCUCGGUGUCCCGCGCCCCCCGCUCCCCGCUGAGGCUCAGCAGGGGGCUCAACUCCCCCCCUGCGCUCCCCCCUCCUCCCCCCAGGCCCUUCCGUGCUCCCUCAGAUCCACAACCGGCCCGCCACCUGCAGAUCCCCGUGGUCAGCUUCUGCAGCGCCCCGGCCGAACUCAGCCCCAGAUUCGUGGACGGCAUUGAAACGGAGACCAACUCUCUGUCCUCUCAGAAGUUUGAGUUCAGUCCCAGCGUGUCGCCCGCAGCAUCGCCCUCCCCUUACACAGGGAACCGGGAGCCCUCUGAGAUCAAGCAGAGUGUUUCUAAACUGGCUGAGGAGAUGAACAGCCUCUCUAAGCAGGUGUCGGUGCUCAGUCAGGAGCUGCAGGAAAUGACCCGCCUCCUGAAGCCCCUCCUCCAACAAUCCCCGCAGCCAAUCCUGAUGACCAUGAUGCCAAAUCUAACCCCGCCUCCCAGCAGCAGCGCCAGCCAAUUAUCAACGAGCACCUGCCUGGUGCUGCCUCCCCCUUCUUCCUCACCCCCGCAGAGACCGGACUCUCACUCCCUGUUGGACGGGGGAGACAUCGAGGGGGUGGAUUUGCCAGGAUGCCUUCUCCCGACUCCCCCUUCACCCAAAAGGCUUAUUUUAUCUCCACAACCUAAAAGCAACAACAACCCCCCCUCUGAGGAAGGACUUCCCGAGGGUCUUCUCGUCCUCCCCACCUCCCCCACUAAUGGGAUAUAUCUCCCCUCUCUGCAGGAACAGCCUCCUUCCCCUUCACUGUCCUUCUCCAUGUCUGUCUGCUCCUCACCCUCAAUCUCCCCAUGCCAGGGCCCUCACCCGUCCCGACCUGGCAGCAGCAGAGGCCUCCUCCCCGCGCCUUGCUCCCAAGACACCCCUCCGCCCCCAUCCUCCCACUGCUCUGCACCCCCGUCCCUCACAUCUUCGCCAGGCGACCACCAGCUGAGGCUCCCCACCUCCACCGUCUCCAUGCCCAUGUCUCUGGACUUCGUUAGGAGGAAGCAGGGAGACGCCAUCCAGGCUCCCCUUUGGUGCAACUCACAGCCGACCAAACCCCCCCCGCAGGAGCUGGAAAUGCAGGAGAUGUGGGGGACACAGGUGGGGGAGGAAGGGAGGAACUCCACAGAGCACAUCAGCUUCAUCGAUGACGAGGAGCCGGCGUUAUUAACCGUUAAAACUGACUGAGAACGAACACAAGUAGCAGGGAUCAGAUCAGGGGACUUUGGGAAACAAAAUCACAAACAGGAAGUGUUUUUUUUUUUUAGGCGGGAAAUGCUUACAGGACACACGGGAAGUGAUUUUUUUUAGGCGGGAAAUGCUUACACGACACCCAGGAAGUGAUUUUUUAGGCGGGAAAUGCUUACGGGACACACAGGAAGUGAUUUUUUAGGCAGGAAAUGCUUACGGGACACACAGGAAGUGAUUUUUUAGGCGGGAAAUGCUUACAGGACACACAGGAAGUGAUUUUUUAGGCGGGAAAUGCUUACGGGACACACAGGGAGUGUUUUUUUAGGCGGGAAAUGCUUACAGGACACACAGGAAGUGAUUUUGUGGGCAGGAAAUGCUUACGGGACACACAGGAAGUGGUUUUUUAGGCGGGAAAUGCUUACAGGACACACAGGAAGUGAUUAUUUAGGCGGGAAAUGCUUACGGGGCACACAGGAAGUGGUUUUUCAGGCGGGAAAAGCUUACAGGACACACAGGAAAUAGACACGCUUGACAUGUGGAGACAUAAAGCCAGCUGUCAGCCAAUCAGUGUGAAGGACUAUUUUUCUUCUUCACUGAUCACAGAAACUACAACAGCACAAAAUGUCUUACAGUAUCAACACUUCAGUAGCAUUAGCAACCGUCCCACACACACACUGAUUGACCAGAACUCAUGUUUUAAAGUCGAAUUUAGCCGAUUAUAUACUUUAACUUCUUAAAACCCAGUGACUACAAACAUAUCUCAGCGGGAAACACUGCGACUGGGAAUGUAAACUCACCUUUCUGUCACAUUAGAGCCAGUUUGCUUCAUUAAAUUAAUGUUUUGCAUUUAAAAUUAUAACUCCACCUCUAGGAUGGUGGAGCAACACACUCAGCUUAACAUCCAUCUAUCUUGUCGGUCAUACACGUCGUUCAUUUUCCCCAAAACAUCCACAUUUCGCCUGUAAAAGAAGUUUAAAGAACACAUCCGAGUGGAAAAGUCGGAGCAUUAGUGCUUCUUUUUGAGACCUGAAGCGUGCUGGGUGUGCCAAAGACAAAUUAGGGACACAAAUAUCAUAAGCAGCACCCAUAUAUAAGUGUUUACCACCACCAUUACUGUUUACAACCAGCCAGUCAGAUUGUACAGCAGACUCCACAUCACUCCUGAGCUUUAGCCAUCCAGCCAUUUGUGCCUUCUCUGCAUAAAGGUUCCCUAAAGUCCUUUUCCUGGAUAGCGUUUGGAUCAAAAUUAACACGGAAAGCCAUUUACAGAGAACACUUUACCUACCUACCUACCUACCUACUGCACCUUUACCUAAAAUCUAAUUUAUUUAUUUAUUCAGGCUGUGAAUUUUAUUUAUUUUUGUUGAGGAAAUAUUAUAAUAUUUCUGGGAGAGAAAGGUCUACCUUCCCGAUUGUUAUGUAGCACACACACACACACACACACACACACACACACACACACACACACAGCAUAUCCUGGACCAUGCACCCAUAUUUCACGAACCCUCAGAACUACAAUACCCAGGAUGCAUCAUUAUGGGGUUUGUUUUCUUGCUUUGUGCACCAUAUAGUUACUUGUAGUAUAGACAGUCAGAUUUCUGGUUUCUAUUUUCUGUAAGGGGAGCAGAGGACCUGGACUCUUGGAACUGAAACACAAAGCAGGACUCUGAUCCUGCAGGGCUU
Molecule: messenger RNA, 5273 nt
Organism: Eleginops maclovinus (Patagonian blennie)
Lineage: Eukaryota; Metazoa; Chordata; Actinopteri; Perciformes; Eleginopidae
Gene: kcnh3
Product: potassium voltage-gated channel, subfamily H (eag-related), member 3
Exons: 15
Coding region: 57-3587 (1176 amino acids)
Biological process (GO): potassium ion transmembrane transport; regulation of membrane potential
Cellular component (GO): plasma membrane
Molecular function (GO): voltage-gated potassium channel activity
Source: RefSeq, a predicted model, not a curated record